CAACGUCUAUGGUCAAUUUCCAUUUUGAAGUAUCAUUCCAAUAUCAUUAUUUGAUUAUUGUCGCUUAAUUUCGGUUUAAGUUAUUUCAAAAUGGGUCUGGCUACAAUAAUUGAAAAUGAGGCACAUUUUCAAACGGAAAUGGCCAAUGCUGGUACGAAGUUGGUUGUCGUAGACUUUACAGCUACUUGGUGUCCACCAUGCCAACGUAUUGCCCCAUUUUUUGAACAGUUGCCUGCUAAAUUCCCGAGGGCAGUUUUUCUAAAAGUAGAUGUUGAUCGAUGUGCGGAAACUGCAAGUGCUCAAGGCAUUAGUGCAAUGCCUACGUUCAUAUUUUAUAAAAACAGGACAAGAAUUGAUAGACUACAGGGCGCUGACCCCGGCUCCCUUGAAGCAAAGGUUAGACAGUACUAUGGUACUGACGAAGCUGCAGAUGAGGAUAGCGCUGUAGCAGGACAUAUGGACCUGGUGACAUUUAUUACUAAGAGUGAAUGUGAAUGCUUAAAUGAGUCAGAUGACCAUCCACUAGCGCAUGCUCUGAACAAUGGCAAUGGAUAUCUGGCCAGUGACUGUGAUGAACAACUCAUCAUUAAUAUUACAUUUAAUCAGGUGGUGAAACUGCACUCGCUGAAAAUUAAAGCGCCUGCCGAUAAAGGCCCAAAGACUUUAAAGUUGUUCAUCAAUCAACCAAGAACACUUGAUUUUGACCAAGCAGCUGGGAAUAUGUCAGUGCAAGAAUUAGAAUUGACACCGAGUGACUUGGAGGGCAAUCCUGUACCACUGAAGUUUGUUAAAUUCCAAAAUGUUCAAAACAUUCAAAUAUUCAUAAAAGACAACCAAUCUGGUGGUGAGGUCACAUUGGUUAACCACCUUGCAUUCUAUGGCUCCCCCAUUUGUACUACAAACAUGGGAGAAUUUAAACGUGUAGCUGGAAAGAAGGGUGAAAGCCACUAAACUUCAAUCUAGUUCUACAGAUAAUUAUACAGAUAGUUCAGUUUAAUAAACUAAUCCCAAUUUGAAUUAACAGAUAAGCCUAGAAAAAGUGAAAAAACUAGUAUAAUCCUAUAUUUGUGUCCGGCCCUUUAGAAAAGAAAUCAUUCAAUUUGCUGAGGUUGCCAAACCAAAAUGAGCUUAAUAUGAACCUUUAGGAAUAAUAUAAAA
Messenger RNA from Papilio machaon (common yellow swallowtail), 1158 nucleotides. RefSeq names its product thioredoxin-like protein 1 (gene Txl). The record is from RefSeq and is a predicted model, not a curated record. The coding region runs from base 91 to 951 and encodes 286 amino acids. The transcript is spliced from 6 exons. Lineage: Eukaryota; Metazoa; Arthropoda; Insecta; Lepidoptera; Papilionidae.